Messenger RNA from Dipodomys ordii (Ord's kangaroo rat), 3410 nucleotides. RefSeq names its product protein tyrosine phosphatase, non-receptor type 12 (gene Ptpn12). The record is from RefSeq and is a predicted model, not a curated record. Bases 32 to 2377 code for a protein of 781 amino acids. Gene Ontology annotation, biological process: peptidyl-tyrosine dephosphorylation. Lineage: Eukaryota; Metazoa; Chordata; Mammalia; Rodentia; Heteromyidae. The transcript has 18 exons. Gene Ontology annotation, cellular component: cytoplasm; nucleus. Gene Ontology annotation, molecular function: non-membrane spanning protein tyrosine phosphatase activity.
CCGGCGGCCGCAGGCGGGGGGACGCGGGAGGAUGGAGCAAGUGGAGAUCCUGAGGAAAUUCAUCCAGAGGGUCCAGGCCAUGAAGAGUCCGGACCACAAUGGGGAGGACAACUUCGCCCGGGACUUCAUGCGAUUAAGAAGAUUGUCUACCAAAUAUAGAACAGAAAAGAUUUAUCCCACAGCCACUGGAGAAAAAGAAGAAAAUGUUAAAAAGAACAGAUAUAAGGACAUACUGCCAUUUGAUCAUAGCCGAGUUAAGUUGACUUUGAAAACUCCUUCUCAAGAUUCAGACUAUAUUAAUGCAAAUUUUAUUAAGGGUGUCUAUGGGCCAAAAGCAUAUGUGGCAACCCAAGGACCUUUAGCGAAUACCGUGAUAGAUUUUUGGAGGAUGAUAUGGGAAUACAAUGUUGUAAUCAUUGUAAUGGCCUGUCGAGAAUUUGAAAUGGGAAGGAAAAAAUGUGAACGCUAUUGGCCUUUGUAUGGAGAAGACCCCAUAACAUUUGCACCAUUUAAAAUUUCUUGUGAAGAUGAACAAGCAAGAACAGAUUACUUCAUUAGGACACUGUUACUUGAAUUUCAAAAUGAAUCUCGUAGGCUCUAUCAGUUUCAUUAUGUGAAUUGGCCAGACCAUGACGUUCCUUCAUCAUUCGAUUCUAUUCUGGAUAUGAUAAGCUUAAUGAGAAAAUACCAAGAACAUGAAGAUGUACCUAUUUGUAUUCAUUGCAGUGCAGGCUGUGGAAGAACAGGGGCCAUUUGUGCAAUAGAUUAUACGUGGAAUUUACUAAAAGCUGGGAAAAUACCAGAGGAAUUUAAUGUAUUUAAUUUAAUACAAGAAAUGAGAACACAAAGGCAUUCUGCAGUACAAACAAAGGAGCAGUACGAGCUUGUUCAUCGAGCCAUUGCACAACUGUUUGAAAAACAGUUACAACUGUAUGAAAUUCAUGGAACCCAGAAAAUUUCUGAUGGUGUAAAUGAAAUAACAACUGAAAACGUGGCUAGCUCCAUAGAUGCUGAGAAACAAGAUUCUCCUCCUCCAAAGCCACCAAGGACUCGCAGUUGCCUUGUAGAAGGAGAUGCUAAGGAAGAAAUCCUACAGCCACCAGAACCUCACCCAGUACCACCCAUCUUGACACCAUCUCCCCCCUCAGCCUUUCCAACAGUCACCACGGUGUGGCAAGACAAUGACAGAUACCACCCAAAGCCAGUGCUGCACAUGGUUUCAUCAGAACACUCAACAGACCUCAACAGAAACUACAAUAAGUCAACAGAUGGUCCAGGGAAAAAUGAACCAACUGCUGAACAGGCAGAUAAAAAAUUGGAACGAAACUUAAGUUUUGAGAUUAAGAAGGUCCCUCUCCAGGAAGGACCAAAAAGUUUUGAUGGGAACACCCUCUUGAAUAGAGGACAUGCGAUUAAAAUUAAAUCUGCUUCAUCUUGUAUGGUUGAUAAAAUGUCUAAGCCACAGGAGUUAAGUUCAGGGGAUGUAAAAGUUGAUGAUAAUCCUGAGAAUUCUUGUGUGGACUACAUUACAACACAGUCAAACAAGGUUUCUGCACCUUCAGAAGAAUCACAGAAUUCAGAUACACCACCAAGGCCAGACCGCUUGCCUCUUGAUAAAAAAGGACAUGCAACGUGGUCAUUUCAUGGACCAGAAAAUGCCACACCCACAACUGAUUCAUCUGAAGGCCAAUCCUCAGAUACUAUGAAAACCAUGAAAACUGUGAGUUCAACGUCAAACCCUGCAGCAGAAGCUGAAAUCCAUGAUCUUGUGGAUCAUCAUAGCAGUUCACCUCUGUUCAUAGCACCCCUUAGCUUUACUAAUCCCCUUCACUCUGAUGAUUCAGACUCAGAUGAAAGGACUUCUGAGGGUGCUGUGACAAAGAAGAAAACUACAAUUUCAACAGCAAGUGCCACAGUUUCUGCUGCCACCAGCACCGAAAUCAUUUCUACGAGGAAAGUAUUGCCCAUGUCCAUUGCUAGACAUGAUGUAGCAGGAACCAUACAUUCAGGUGCUGAACAAGAUGUUGACAUUAGUGAAGAUUCACCUCCUCCCCUACCUGAAAGAACUCCUGAAUCUUUUGUACUAGCAAGUGAACAGAGUGAGUAUAUACCUAUAAGAUCUGAAUGGAGUGAACUUCAAAGUCAGGAAUGGUCUGAACAAAGAGAGUCUGAAGACUUGAUAACCUCUGGAUAUGAAAAAUGUGAUCAUGUAUCAGGAGGUAAUCACAUCACAGAGACUUGUACAGAAUGUCCACCUACUUUCAGUGACAAGAAAGAUCAAGUAACAGAAAGUCCAACAGAAGCCACAGAUAUUGGUUUUGGUAAUCGCUGUGGCAAACCAAAAGGACCAAGAGACCCACCUUCUGAAUGGACAUGAUUCAGGGAAUACAACCUUUAAAUUAUACUGGAAAAUUCAAGUGCCACUGAAAGCCAGAUUUAUAGUAUUCCAUCUUUAAAAUGUGGGACUAACAGCAGUGUAGAUUGUUACCUUAGUAUUUUUUGCUGGGAUCAUCUACCUGCCUUAUACUACAGUUAGGAAAAAGUAUUACAUAUGGUUUAUUUUGUAACUUCAAGUAUUAUUGCCUUAAUGUCUCUUAACCCUGUUACACGCUGCUUGUAGACCUGUUAUUACAGUAAUAAUUUUAUGAUGAAUUGAGUUCAUGGACUAUUUUGCUGUUUUAUCAUGUAUGCAUUAUUUUGUAUAUGUACAGGGCAAGUAGUUAUAUAAUUUGAUAAAGUUGGAGUCAUAAAAUAUUAUUAACAGAAGAUGUAAGAAAUUUCUGCAUGGUCUAAAUCUUUGUGUAUCUUAUUUGUAAAUUAUUUGCCCUGAAAUUUUAGAAAAUAGUUUCUGAAUUUUAAAAUUGCUGGAUUCAUGCAGCCAGCAUUGCAGGUUAUCAGCGAUCAAAGAUUGUAAUAAUAAUACAUUUUGUAAAUUGUAUGGAAAAGGUUAUUUUUAUAUUAUAAAUUGUCUAAUUGUCCAUCCUAAUUGUUUUGUUUUCAUCUAGUUAUGGAGAUUCAGUAAGUGCCUUGGAACAAUAUUGAAUUCUCUUAGCUCAUGUGUGUUACUUUAAUAUUGGAACUCAACUGGGUUAGAAGACUAUCAAAAUAUUUGACCUGCCAUUAAAAACAAAAACAACAAUUUUACAGUGCAUACAUAUUGUCUUGGUUUUUAUUCCUAGAAAACCAAACCUACUAUUUUGGUAUCUUAGCCUUGCUUUUUUUUUUAGUUGCAAGUAUGAAUCAGAUACAAAUUUUCAGUUUAGGACUAGACAUGAUGGUACAUUCCUGUCGUCCCAGGAGACUGGGAGACUGAGACCGAGACUGAGGUGGGAGGAUUGCUUGAGCCUCACUAGUUGGAAACUAGACAGCUAUAGGCAGGGCUCAAAUGGCAGAUUGCCAGCCUGAGUUUC